Messenger RNA from Papaver somniferum (opium poppy), 1323 nucleotides. RefSeq lists its product as uncharacterized. The record is from RefSeq and is a predicted model, not a curated record. The transcript has 3 exons. Bases 1 to 1323 code for a protein of 440 amino acids. Lineage: Eukaryota; Viridiplantae; Streptophyta; Magnoliopsida; Ranunculales; Papaveraceae. Gene Ontology annotation, molecular function: nucleic acid binding; RNA-DNA hybrid ribonuclease activity.
AUGGAAGUAAUAAACAAGACUUUACUGAUGAAAUUAGUAUGGAAGAUACAAAAUUCUGAAGUUGAAUGGGCAAGAUUUAUGAGAGCAAAGUAUAUAAAGGCAGAUGGUGAAUGGAUUUCAGGAUAUAAAAAGUCUUCAGUAUGGCCAGGUUUGAAAUGGGUAAUAGAUGAAGUAAAGUUACAUACUAGAUGGAUCACUGGUUCAGGUGAGAAAAUAUCAGUAUGGAGUGAUGCUUGGAUAAAAGAUAAACCACUUAAUGAGAUAUAUGAAGAGGAUGAAUAUAUGAUGCAGAACAAAAACAUGAAAGUUGCAGAGUUGAUUGUUUCUGGUGAAUUCACAGUACACUCAGCUGUUGAAUGUAUUAGAGAGCAUUAUCAGAAAGUGACAUGGGCAAGACAGGUUUGGCAUCCUACUCUUCAUCCAACAACAACAAGCAAUGUAUGGAAGAUAGUGAGGGGUAUCUGCUCAACUGAUGAAAAAAGAAAAAGCAAGGGUUACCGUUUAGCAUCAAAGUGCUAUAUGUGUGGUGUUGAUACUGAUAAUCUUGAACAUAUAUUAUGGUUUUGUAAUUUCAGUCAGAUAAUAUGGAAAUGGCUAGGUGGUAUCUUCUUGUUCUGCAACCCUGAAUCAUAUGAAGAUGUUAUGAAAUUUGCAAAGAAUAAAAGUGGAGAUGUGAAGGAUAUAUGGUUACUGGUUGCUUCCAUUACAAUGAUGGAGCUAUGGUUCUUAAGGAAUAGAAUUUGCUUUGAAGAAGAGAAAGUAAACUUGGGUAAUUUCAAGAGAAGAAUAAAACAAUAUACAAAGGACUGUGCAGUGAGAAUAAAAAGCUAUAUGUGGGAGUGUAGAUAUGAUUACAUGGUCUUUAAGAAUUUUGAUCUUAAACAUCAACCAAUAAAGCCUCAAAGAAUUAUUGAAGUGAGUUUCUUCUUACCUGCAAGAAAUCAGAUACUCAUAUGUUGUGAUGGGUCAUCUAGGGGCAAUCCAGGUGCAACAGGAUAUGGUUUUGUGUGCAGAGAUGAAAUGGGAGGUUGUAUAUAUGCUGAAGCUACUGGCCUGGGAAUUGCAACUAAUUACAUUGCAGAAUUAAUGGCUAUUACAGGCGCAGCUGAAUGGGCUAUACAAAACAACAAGCUUGAUAUAUGUAUUAACUAUGAUUCUAAAGCAGCAGUGAGUGCAUACAUGUCAGAAAGACUUCCUUGGUUCAUGCAGGUAAGAUGGAAGAGAUUAAAGGAACUAUUGAAUAAUAUCAAACUUGUACAUAGCUUGAGAGAAGUAAAUUUCUCUGCUGACUCCAUGGCAAAGAAGGGUGCAGUUGGGCUUUAG